AAUUAUUCGAGAUCCUCCUGCUGAUCGGAACUCGGAAGAAUCGAUCACACACUUGAAAGUUGAAGAUGAAGGUGAUUCACAUCCCUUGCUUGGAAGACAACUACUCUUACCUGGUGAUUGAUGAGAAAACGAAACAAGGAGCAGUAGUGGAUCCAGUUGAGCCUGAGAAGGUUGUUGGAGUUGCUAAAGAAAAUGGUGUUGACCUUAAGCUUGUCCUCACCACCCAUCACCACUGGGAUCAUGCUGGUGGCAAUGAGAAGAUAAAAGAGUUGGUACCAGGGAUUAAAGUUUAUGGAGGCUCUGUUGAUAACGUAAAGGGGUGUACUAAUAAGGUGGAAAACGGUGAUAGACUAUCGCUUGGGGAUGAUAUUAACAUACUCGCUCUCCAUACACCAUGCCACACUAAAGGACACAUAAGUUACUAUUUGACUGGGAAAGAAGAAGAGGACCCUGCUGUGUUCACAGGGGACACACUGUUUGUUGCUGGUUGUGGCAAGUUUUUUGAGGGCACAGCAGAGCAGAUGUAUCAGUCACUGUGUGUGACUUUGGCUUCUCUACCGAAACCAACUCGAGUUUACUGUGGCCAUGAGUAUACAGUGAAGAAUUUGCAGUUUGCUCAAACAGUUGAACCAGACAAUGCCAAGAUAUCACAAAAGUUAUCAUGGGCUCAGCAGCAGAGGCAAUCAGGGCUUCCAACUAUCCCAUCAACCAUUCAAGAGGAAUUAGAAAGCAAUCCUUUCAUGCGGGCUGAUCUACCUGAAGUUCAGGAGAGGGUUGGAUGCAAGUCCCCUGUUGAAGCAUUGCGGGAGAUAAGACAGCGAAAGGAUAAUUGGAGAGGGUAAUCACCUAAUUUCCAACUAAACUUCUCUCUGGUUUCCUGUUGCAUCUAUUUCUUGCAUGUUUUCUGUGUACAUUGUCUGUAAUAAUGUAUCACAUUAGAAGUGUCUGUCGUUGACUUAUAAUGUAAUGCAAGUCUUGUUCUUGCUGCCGAAACUUGGUUUGCCACAGGAAUACCUGAUAUGUCAAAAAUCACUCUAGUUGGUGAAUCUUUGGGGUUA
Molecule: messenger RNA, 1058 nt
Organism: Cynara cardunculus var. scolymus (artichoke)
Lineage: Eukaryota; Viridiplantae; Streptophyta; Magnoliopsida; Asterales; Asteraceae
Product: hydroxyacylglutathione hydrolase cytoplasmic
Exons: 7
Coding region: 66-842 (258 amino acids)
Molecular function (GO): hydroxyacylglutathione hydrolase activity
Source: RefSeq, a predicted model, not a curated record